Molecule: messenger RNA, 1966 nt
Organism: Clarias gariepinus (North African catfish)
Lineage: Eukaryota; Metazoa; Chordata; Actinopteri; Siluriformes; Clariidae
Gene: mmp19
Product: matrix metallopeptidase 19
Exons: 9
Coding region: 219-1652 (477 amino acids)
Biological process (GO): proteolysis; extracellular matrix organization; collagen catabolic process
Cellular component (GO): extracellular matrix
Molecular function (GO): metalloendopeptidase activity; zinc ion binding
Source: RefSeq, a predicted model, not a curated record
CAUGAGAGCGUAACAUUUUGCAGCUGUCUGUGUCUUAACUGUUAGUAGUCAUAGGAAGUGCAUCACUGCAGCUCAGCAGAUUGGUAAUGACUCACUGUGCUCUUUAACAUAUAAGCCUCUGGAGGAAUCGCUCACUUCUUGGGGCUGUACGUUCUCACAGGCGCUUUGUCCGGCUGAAGAAACUUUGGAGUAUUGUCCAACUUUGGAGUACUGACAAAAUGAAGAACUUGCAUUUAUCAGUAUUGCUUUUUACUGUGUUUCAUACAGUUUCCUCUUCUGUCAUGCAGAGACGGAUGGAAUUUGACGAGGCAAUGGCUUACCUGAGGCAGUUUGGUUACCUCGAUACUCCACUGGAUGAGACGUCACAGGUAGACAUGAGCGAGGAGGCCAUAACAGAAGCUCUCAGUCUUUUUCAGAGAGUGUCAGGUUUGCCAGUGACUGGAAGGGUUGAUAGAGCAACAGUGACGAAAAUGAGGGAACCACGCUGUGGGGUUGAGGAUCCUUUCAAUCAAAAAUCCAACAAAUAUAGGCGAUUUGGUGGAACCUGGAGAAAAAGGAGUCUGACCUAUCGUCUCUAUAACUACACACCUGAUUUGGGAAAGGCUGCAACCCAAAGGGCCAUAAGGAUGGCUUUUAAGUACUGGAGUAACGUCACUCCAUUAAGCUUUAAGGAGAUCGAAUAUGGGCGUGCAGACAUUAGGAUCUCAUUCCAUGCCCGAGAUGGUUGUCGAUCACCUUUUGAUGGACCAGGUCAUGUGCUUGCUCAUGCUGAAGCCCCGCCAUCAGGGAUCAUACAUUUUGAUGAGGACGAAUUCUGGACUGAAGGAAAAUUCUACGGCUCUAACCUGCGAAUCGUUGCGGCUCAUGAAAUCGGCCACGCGCUCGGUUUGGGUCACUCUCAAUACAGUGACGCGCUCAUGUCUUCGCACUACGCUGGCUACCAGGUCAACUUUAGACUGCACUCAGAUGACAUCACAGGCAUCCAGGCAUUAUACGGUAAAAGAAUCUUUAGUACCACCACGAAUGAGGACAUUUUUCCUUUGGGCCCCACGACCGUACCUUCCUUCCCACAAGUUGAGAUUCCAGAUCCAUGUGAUGCCAAACUUGAUGCCAUAAUGCUAGGUCCUUGGAGGAAAACAUUCGCUUUUAGUGGGGAUUACACGUGGACAAUCACAGAUAUGGGAUUUAAUCCACCAAUAAAGAUCAAGCAGCUGUGGAAAGACCUGCCAGGGAACCUAAAUGCUGCGGUGUACUCACAAAGAACCAACAAGACGUACUUCUUCAAAGGUGAUAAAGUUUGGCGCUACACAAACUUCCUGCUUGACUUUGGCUACCCCAAACAGUUGACCAGGAUCCCACCUAACAUUGAUGCAGCUCUGUACCUUGAGAAGAACAGAAAGAUUUUCUUCUUCAAGGGCUUAGGUUUCUGGCAAUGGGAUGAAGUCAAGUAUAACGACCUGAGCAUUUACCCCAAACCCAUUUCCCGGCUCUUCACCGGCAUUCCAUCCAACCUAGACGCCACAUUCACGUGGACCAACGGCAAGACGUAUUUCUUCAAAGGGGAUAAAUACUGGCGCAUGAAUGAGCAGCUGAGGGUGGAACCAGGUUACCCGCUCAGCAAACGAGAGCGGUGGAUGAGAUGCAAGAAGUGAGAGUGUGGAGAGAUUAAUGAAGGGCUAAAGAGGACUCUUAACACCUAAAGGCCCUAAAUUGCAGCCAGGGAUAUAAGCACUGCUGAGACACAUGCUGUGUGAUGUGUAACCAUGCUUUUGUGAUUUCUUUUCAAUAAGUUCACAAAGGGGAAAGUGUCCAUUUUUUUGUGUAAGCUCUUUCUUUGACUCUCUUGCAGUCUGAUGACUAGACUAGAGAGUAAAUAAGCACCUGUAAUACAUACUAUUAUAGUUCUAACAUUAUAUUAUGUUUAAAAAGUCAAUUUUUUCAUAUUCUGGAACAAAUCUUUUGACAU